CCAGGACUUGCAGACGACUCAGGAGCAGACAGGAAGUUCGGCACUGGGAGCAAGCGGUCGUAUCGCAGAGCAUUGCGGACGGCUGUACGGUAUGGGAGGGCUCACUACCGCAACCAGUUGAUCACGCGCAGCGUCGCCCUCGACCUCGACCCGACGUUGCAGACCUCCCUUCCGCCUACGACAACCACCAAGCGCUCGCGCUCCCCCAGCCGCUCGAGCCACACUGGCCCCCAUGCUCAAAUCACCCUCUGGUCCUACAACUGUGAGUCCCUUCGCGUGAUGGGCCGAUUCGCGGAGCUCCUCAAGAUGGCGGCUAUUCACAACGUCUCUAUUGUCUGCCUCCAAGGCACGUGCAUGGACGUUGGCCACCCCUGGAAUACGGAGGACUACAGCACCUCACUAUGUCAAGACCUCUACAUCCUGAAUGUCUACGCGCCGACGAAUGAGCCACCCCCCACGCCAAUGGGGCACAGCUGGACCGAGCAUUCGACACAGCACUGGAAACUGCGCGACCACUUCUGGGCGCAGCUGAACAAAGUCAUAAGCAGCAUCCCCGCCCGCGCCACCCUGGUCCUCGCCAUCGACGCCAACGGCUCUACUAUGUGCAGCCUCCCGUACAUAGGCAAGGCCGGAGACUACCACAAGAAGCUGAAACACUCCUGGAAGGAGAAUGGCCGCCGGUUCCUCCAAAUAUUGACUGACAGCUGCAUGACGGCGCUCAACACCCAUGGCCGUGCUAGUGGGCCGGCAGGCACCUGGUUGCACUCGGACGGCAAAUCUUGGACACGAGUGGACGACGUCUGCACGCGCCUUGCGGGCUGUCGUGGGCUCCGAGCCCGCCCCGACUACCGCCUCUCCGUGGCCAUAGCGGGCAUCGCGGGCGACUGGCAGCAAGAGUGCGGCCCUGGUAGCAGAUACCCUACAGUGAGCGAGUACUGGAACACUAUCGAAGGCAUCGCCGUGGACACGGCGCUGGAGUUUUACAAGCUGGACACUAAGGAGGGCACUCCGAGAAUGCCCCUCACCGAGGCCCUUGCAGAUAUUUUUCAAGCGGCGCUCAUCGAAAUGACCGACGCGGGUGCCUCGGAGGGUGCAGUGGCAGAGAGUUGGAAGAUCGCUCUAAGGUCCGACGCCAUGGCCGAAGCAGUCACGGGCGCCUUCCGCGCCUGCCAUUGGUGGCAAUCCACGGCACAGAGAUUCAAGAACGGCAAGACAGUUAGCCCCCGCAAGCCCAAGGGAGAUGGUAGCUCCGCGAGGGACAAAUACCGCACGAUCAAUCUCAUCGGCCAUGCAGGCAAGGCGUACGUCAACACCACCUGCAUGCCAGCCCUGCGCCAGCUACAUUCGAAAGUUUCUGACACGCAGUACGGGGCCCUCCCACAGCGCAGCACGAGAGACGCGAUCGCCCUGGUUGAUGAGAUUAUGCGCCGGUGGAAGGACUGCCGCAGCCUCUCCAGACAGCCGGCCCGCAUCCUCGCGGCGUGCCUCAUGGAUUUGGAGAAGGCUUUCGACCUCCUCGACCGCCAGGCCAUUUGGGCGCAACUCGAAAAGCUCGCCAUCGCCCACCAGGUCAAACUGGCAGUGGAGGAGCUCGACCACGGCACGCGCUACAUCAUCCGCGACGUCCGCACCAAUCGGCCGCUGAAGAAACUCUUAGUGGGCAAAGGCGUCCGCCAAGGGUCGGUUGAAGGCCCUGCACUUUUCAUCUGCCUCUACGACGCCAUCACCACAGCCAUCGCGCGACGCUCCCAAGAGGCCCACUUCGAGCAGAUUUACGUAGCAUGCGACCCGGCCUUCUCCACCUACAAACACCACCAGCCCCCCUCGCUGAACCAGGACUGCUGCUCGGAGCUCGACGUCUCACAGGUUAAAGUUUCAGACGACCUCAUCGCACUCACCAUCUGUACGGACUUCGACCAGGUCAGUCGCUUCCUUGACUUCCUCACCCGGGUGAUCACGGAAGGUGGCAUGAAAGUCAAUAUUCCUAAGACGGAGCUCCUCCUACAGGCCAGGGGAGUCGGCAUGCGCCAGCUCGAGAAGCGCAUCCGGGCCAACACCACCGGCAUCACCAUGCAGCCAUGCGAGCUGGUCCCGCCGACCCCGACGGAGACAGCCGCCGAGCCAGCUCGACGCCGUCGCCUGCGCACCAAGAGCCAGCCGCAGCCGCCUGGGGCAUCUUCGAAGCACGGCUCGACCAGCCGCCCCGUCCUCAAGCCGCAUGUGGUCAAGGCCUCCAAGUCGGUGAAAUACCUGGGCGCCCGGCUACGCCCAGACGGCUCGUACCAGGACGAGAUCACCAAUCGCCUCGCCUCGGCCAACACCAACCAUGGCCGUCUCACGGCCCGCGCGUUCAAGGGGAUCUACGGCCUCGCCCCCCGCGUUUUCAUUUGGGUCACCCUCGUCCGCUCUGCGGCGCUCUAUACACUCGAAGAGCGCCGCAUCCGCUGGUGGCAGCACAUCAAUGGCCCAGGCCUGGCGGAGUCCCCGCCAGAGUACGACCCCGCACUGGCAGUGCGCGCCACUAUCUUCGGGUGGGAGAGCCGCCCCAGGGAUCCCAGGCCACGCCCAGUGCUCGACCAGUUCGUUCUCGCACAGCUUCUCAGGCUCAAGGUCUCCCUCAGCCUCAGGCCGCGCCCCCAGCGCCUGCGCCGGUGCCAGCUGCCCACCAUGUUCGGGGAGCUCGGGGCCGCGCCUGCCGCCGCCCGCACGGACAACCGACGCCCGGCCGAGGGCGCGGACGACACCAGCGAGCUGACGAAGCUCAACAGGCUGUUUGCCCAGCUCCUGCUGCAGCACGAGGACCACAGCCGGGGCAGCCUCAGGGACCAGAGCAUCGUGGCCACCACGAAGAAGGAGUCCCAGUUCUCGAAGAGCCUCGAGGCGGCCCUCCAGGACUACGACGCACGCGGCAAAACAGCCAGGGACCAGGCCAAUCAGCAGAACGAUACGUACACGGGGAACCCGUUGGGGAAGAAGCCCGACGCCAUGCUCCGCAGCGUGGCCCACUACAUCGCGGCGGCCUACCAGCAGAAGAAGCAAGAGGUCGAUGCCGCAGCGGCCCAGGGCGAGAAUCCAGAGAAGGCGCACGAGGCCCUGGCGAAGAUCGUGGAGGCGGCGGUCAAAGCGCGGGACAUGAGUAAGAGGUUCACGGGUGCCCGGUGCUUCAGGGUAGAGACUAAAGAUUCCGAGGGUGCCGAGGCUGCGAAGUCCAUCGAUUCCAUAGUGUUCAAGGGCGGCGAGGCCAAGGGGAGCGACCUGCCAGCCAGCGCGGCCUGGGCCAUGGCGCGCUCCCCGCGGGGUGGCGGCAGCGGCAGCAGGCGCAGCAGGAAGUACUGGAUGUGCAGCUGCGGAGGGUGGAACUGGGACUGGCGCACCACGUGCCUUGGCUGUGGGUACGCAGCUCCGCCAUGGGCCCUGGAAGCAGCAGCCAAGGCCAAGCCCCAGGCUGACAAGGACGGCUGGGUGGACCAGCCGCGCGGGCGACGUGCCCAACGACAGGCCCGCAGCGCGGCUACGAGUGCGGCAACCUCCAAGUCGCAGACCUCGGCGUCGGGAGCCAGCGGGACGCCCCGCGGCAGCGACGCCACGGCGAUCGAGAGGCUGCAAGUGUCGGUCGAGCAGCUGGAGGCGCUGCAGGCAGGGCCGCCCGACGGGGUCGAUUGCUGCUUCACCGACGUCGUUGCCAGCCAGCUGGAGGCCAAGCGCGCAGAGCUGGCUGAGGCCCAGCGCGCGGGAGCAGUGCAGAAGGCGCCCUCCAUGCCCCUGUCGGCGGUGCUCCACAAGGAGGCGAACGCCAUCAGCAACGCAGAGAAGCGCCUCCGAGCGGCGCGCCAGGGCCUGGAGCAGAAGCAAGCAGCACGUGGCACUGCCGAGGCCCAGCUGCAGAAGGCCCAGGAGGGGCUGGCGCAGCUCGAUGCGGAGGUGGAGGAGGCCAGCCGUGCGCUCCACGUCCUCGAGGAGGAAGCCCGAGUGGAGGCCGCUGCGCAGCUGCGCCAGCGUGCAGCCGAGUGGGCAGGAGCCAGCCAGGUCCCAGGGCUCCUCAUGCAGCUGGACAAGCUGCCCGAGGCGCGGGGCUCCAGCAACUUCGAAGUGGCAUGGGCGGCCAUUCGCUCCCAGGUGGAGGCGGUGCGUGCGCAGCUCGCCGAAGCCCCUGCGGCCCCGAGGACAGUGCCCUGGGCGGAGUCAUGCUCCAUGGAUGAGAUCGACAGUGAGGACGGCGACCGCGCAGGAGGCUGCAGGCCUAGGCAGCGGGAGGGCGGCGGCGCCGAAGCGGCCCGCCUCGGCGGCAAGCGGGCCCUCGCCCUCGGGAGUGCGCAGGCCCCGCCAGCGCCAGGCCAAGCCGCGACGGCAGCUCAGGAUGUCCGCUGCGGGCUGGAGGAGACCCGCCUGGCUCCGCACCGCCUGGAAGAGGCCAGAGGAGCAGUGCUGCGCUUGGGCUUUUCGGCGUUCCUCCAUGCGCCGGCGCCCGCGGACAAGGAGGGCCCGCUGGCGAACUCAGGGGGCGCGGCGACCCUGGCGCGCAGCGACCUGCAGGCUGCGGAGAGUGUGUGGGCGACGCCGAGUGACUUGAGGCAUCGCUUGGUUGGGGUCACGAUCACGGCGUCUGGGCUGCUUGUCCUGGCGCGCUCGCUGCAUCUGCAGGACGCCCUGGGGCCCAAGGGCAUCAACCUCGACAUCUUCGCGGCCUUCGGCGACCCGGUGCUGUCCGAGGGCAUGCCCUGGCUCGCGCAGGGCGACUUCAACGUGGAGCCUGGCGCGCUGCACGAUUUGGGCUGGCCUCGUGCGCAGCGCGGCACGUACCUGGGGCCUGCUAAGUGCACAUGUGUGGCCAAAGGGGCAGAGCAUGUGUACAACUGGUUCGAGGGCUCCUUUUGCUUGGCCCAUGGCGUCAGGGAGGCCUCGGCUCUGGAUGGCUUUGGGCUGUGCCCGCGCAAGCUUGUGUGGCUGCUGCUGCAGGACGCGAGGCCCGACGCCCUGGUGCAGGUACUGGUGCGUCCUGGUCGUUUUCCUGGUGUCGACGCUGUUGGGUGCGAUGUGACGCUGCUGGUAUUCUACCAGAGACCGCGGGCCGUUUCCGUCGUGGGCCUGGCCGCCGAGUCGUUCUGCACCAACGGGACAGUUCUGGCGGGGAGUGCGUGCGCCACCUUUGUGGCCAGGCUGCCUGGGCUGGCAGCCCUCCGCGCCGCCUCAGCGGGCAGCAGGCCGCUGGUGGGCACUCGCACCGUCGUCGGCGACAUCGCGAUGCAGGCCGUGGGCACGGAGCAGCUGGUGGCUGCACGGCUCGGCAGCGCUGGGCUGGAAGUGGCGCGUCGAGCGCUUCGCCGAGCUCGCAGGCUGGACCCGAUCUGCAAGGCUGGGCCCACGGCCAGCCUGGUGCGCGGUCGCACGGUCACGGGCAACGCGGACGGUGAGCCGCGCAGAUGGAGGGUUGCGGCCUGCCGCAGCGCAGGCGCGCAAGAGCUAACACGCCAUGGAAGCACUGCCCCCCCCCCCUUCGACACGGUGGUGCUGUCCCGUGCGCGGAUCGGCUGGCACUUCAAGUCCGAGCGGUGCAUGGUCACGAGCUCUCGCGAUGAGCUCGACCUCGCGCACCUCGGGUCUCGGGAGCUGGGCUUGGGGGCUGGCCUUGGCGCUCGGUGUGCAUCCGCCCGUCGCGUGACGCGGGAGCUCAGCCACGACGCCCGCCUGCAGCGGCCACUGCGCUGGGACGCCAUCGGGCGCCAGCUAGUGCUAGACGGACAUGCGCGCUGCGGCUGCUGCGGAGCAGAGAGAGACACCUUGUGGCACCGCCUGUUCGGCUGCUCCGUGCUCGAGGCCCAGUGGCGCGACGGAGUGUCGGCGCGGCAGAAGCAGGGUGCAGAGCGAGCGCGGGCCCUAGGCGGGCGCGCAGGCGACGGCUUCGGCCGCUGCUGGCUGCCCACACCAGGGCCACCGCAGGGUCGCCGCAACGACGCCAUUUGGGUGCAAUGCGUUGGCAGGCCAGCUGGUAAGCUCAACGGCAAGCUGUACCUCGAUGGCUCGGUGCUCGAGCCGCAGUUCGGCGCCUUCCGCUGUGAGGGCUGGGCCUUUGCGCAGUGCGACGACGACGGCAACCUGGAGGAAGGGGUCUACCGCACCGUCUGGCGCGACCGCUGCCCGCAGCAGACGGCCAAGGACGGCGAGGACAUUGCAGCCUGGAUGCGGCCACGCUCGGAGAGUGGCCGCUCUACAGGCAGCAGCUCGGCUGCCCUCUCGGCCAGUGCAGUCGCCUUCAGCAUCCUGGGACAUGCCCUGUCCUACGCCUGCGCUGGGGAAGGGGGGGGGCACCCAGGUGACAAGACCGACAAGGGCGGCAGGAACCAGCGCAGCCUCUGGGUCCAGUGCCUGAGGAAGCGCAGGAGCGGUGCCUGGAGUGGCUUGGCACUGCAGCGGAGCCAGCUGCAGACACUGCGGCCACUGCGAGCAGUACAGGCAACGCCCCAGCGGCGGCAGCGGAGCCGCAAGUGGCCGCGGGCCCUGGUGGAGCCCCAGCGGAUGCGGCAGCCGCUGCGGCCGCUGCCAGCCUGCCUCUGCGGCGCCCAGCCGCAGCGAGAGCAGGGCGACUCGGAGCGCGCGGGGUCAGCGAGGAGGGCCCCUCCGCCGCAGCCGGCCCUGCAGGCGGCGCCCAGGUUUGCCGCGGGGCGCGCCGCCGCAUGGAGCGCCGUGGUGCUCACCGGUGUCGCGGCGGCCCGCUGGGCGGCAGACAACCUGGUGAGACGGCUUGACAGGGAGCUGCGGGAGGCGAAGGAAGUCAUCGCCAGCCUCCAGGCGCAGCUGGAGCGCGGAUCGCGCGGCGACGCCGCGGAGGCGGAGCCAUCGCCCGGCCCGCCUUGGUUGCGCGCGUCCGCGGACGCCGCGAAAACCAGGGCGCAGCGGCAGCGGCGGAACGUCGCGUGGCAUGCCGAGCGCUGCCCGUCGGCAGACGCCCCGCCGCAGGAAUGGCGCAGGGCUCAACGCGGGCCGCGCCUCCCAGGAGGGCCCCUUCCUGGUGAUGGGCGCGGCGGUGCGGCGCAGAGUGCCAUCGUGUGUGAGGUGGAAACCUGCGUCUGCGAAGUGCAGCCGCCGAUUGAGUCCGCAUUGGAUGCUUGCGUCGCCGAGGCGCCAGCGCGGCUGCCCAGCGCCCGAGUGGCGGCCGCGCUGCUGGAGGAUCUCGGCGCGGCGCAGCUGGCCGAGCAGGGCGGCGCCGAGGGCGGCGCCGAGAGCACCGAGGCGGAGGAGAUCAUCGCGGAGUUGGUCUGCGAGGCCGAGGGGGAUCGCGCUGCUGAGGGGCGCUGCCAGGCGUGGCGGCCGCGGCGGAGCGGGGGCAGCCUAGAGGGGGACUCGGAGUUCGAGGGGGAUUCAGAGUUCGAGGAUCUCGGGUCCGAGCACGGGCAGUUCCUGCGCGACGAGUUCUCGGACGGCAGCGAGCUGGCCGCGGGGUGCGAGCUGGCGCGCGCUGCGCGGCUGGAGCGCUCGGGCUCCAGGCGCGGCGGUGGAAGCGAGCCCGAGGAGGAGCACGGCGCGUUAGCGCUCGCGGCCGACGGCUCCGAGGCAGGCCCCGAGGAGCUGCGCGAGUCCGAGGGGAGCAACGCGGUGCCCGUGCCGUGCGGGCUGCGCGGCGACAGGCGUGCCAUCGAGCCGAGCGGGGCCGAUCCUGUCGGGCUGGGGCAGGAGUGUGAGAGGAGCAAGCGGGUAUCCUUCGCUCCGUGGCCCGACGUCGUCGGCUUGGAGGCCGUCGACCUGAUGCGCCUCUGCGAGUGCGAGAGGUUCGGCAUCUCCGUGAGAGGGCCCUGGCUGGUGCAGGCCCAUCCGCCAGGCAUGUCCGUGGGGAGGGCCCUCGAGCUCGAGCUGUUCAUUCGGGCGUGCAAACCGAGCGGCGUCGGGGCGCUUGACGGAGGCGCGAAGCACCGCGCGAAGGAGACGCCGCGGCCGCCGUCCGCGGCCGUCGUGGAGGCGCCCGUGGGAGGCGCGGCCAUCGAGCGCGCCGUCGGCGUGGAGCCGCCCCUGGUCGCAGACAGCGGCGACUGCACCGCGGGCGAUGGCCACUCGAGCUCGGAGGGCGUAUUCGUUUCGUUCCUGGACGGCUUCUCGAUGGCGGCGGUGGCGUGUGCGGCCAGGGGGCCGAAGUCGGGAGUUGGGUCACUCCUGGACUUGGCCGAGGCCCGCGCCCUCGGCGUCCGCCUCGGAAGUGCAG
Messenger RNA from Prorocentrum cordatum, 8191 nucleotides. Lineage: Eukaryota; Dinophyceae; Prorocentrales; Prorocentraceae. The record is from the annotation of a GenBank genome assembly.